This is a messenger RNA of Phalaenopsis equestris, 2545 nucleotides long. RefSeq names its product conserved oligomeric Golgi complex subunit 4. The transcript has 3 exons. Lineage: Eukaryota; Viridiplantae; Streptophyta; Magnoliopsida; Asparagales; Orchidaceae. The coding region runs from base 74 to 2359 and encodes 761 amino acids. The record is from RefSeq and is a predicted model, not a curated record.
UUUUUAAUAUUGAUAUUCUACCGGGGAGGCCUCUUCCAUCGUUCUACCGAGAUCCGAGAGGUGACCGAGCGCAAUGGCGGUCUUCUCCCCCAUACAUCCAGACAGAUCCGCCUCACUCCCGGAACCUGAUCACGGCUCUGGCGAUGACCCUCCUUCUUCCUCCGUCGACUUUGGGAGCCCCGAAACCCUAGCCCAUAUCCGAUCUCUCACCGACGUCGGGGCCAUGACACGCCUCCUCCAUGAAUGCAUCGCCUAUCAGCGUGGUCUCGACCUUCGGCUAGAUUCUCUCCUCUCUCAGCGCACGGAACUAGACCGCCACCUCUUGUCCAUUCAGCGCUCCUCCCACCUCCUCGAUUUAGCCCGCUCCGACGCUGACGUCCUUCUCGACUCUGUCCGAUCUACGGCCAAUCUCGCUGAACAGGUAAGUCGAAAGGUGCGUGAGCUCGAUCUCGCGCAAUCUCGUGUAGAGUCCACUCUGUCCCGCAUCGACGCCAUCGUGGAGCGCUCACACUGCCUCGACGGUGCUCGCCGCGCGCUCGACUCCGAUGACUAUGACUCCGCCGCAAGAUUUAUCCACACAUUCCUCCAGAUCGAUUCCCAGUUCCGUGACUCCGGAUCCGAUCAGCGUGAGCAGCUCCUCGAGUGUAAGCGCCAGCUUGAGUCCAUUGUGCGCAAUCGACUUGCCGCGGCCGUCGAUAAGAGGGAUCAUUCCACGAUCCUCCGCUUCGUCCGUGUAUUUCCUCUGCUUGGUCUUCAGGAAGAAGGCCUUCAGAUCUAUGUCUCUUAUCUCAGAAAGGUCAUUGCUCUCAGAUCAAGGCUAGAAUUUGAGCAUCUGACGGAGUUUACGGGGCAGGAUAGUCACAUUAACUCCAACUCAGGGCAAGGAGGCGCUAAUUUUGUUUCCUGCCUCACUAAUCUGUUCAAAGACAUUGUUCUUGCCGUGGAAGAGAAUGAUGAGGUCCUGCGCAGCCUUUGUGGUGAAGAUGGGAUUGUCUAUGCCAUUUGUGAGCUACAAGAGGAGUGCGACUCUCGGGGCACUCAGAUAUUAAAGAAGUACAUGGACUACAGAAAGCUUUCACGCCUUACCUCCGAGAUCAAUUCCUACAGCAAGAACUUGAUAUCUGUUGGUUCUACCGAAGGUCCGGAUCCAAGAGUGGUGGAGAUGUAUCUGGAGGAAAUCCUCUCGCUCACGCAGCUGGGAGAGGAUUACAUUGAGUUCAUGGUGUCAAAGAUCAGGGAAUUGCGUUCUGUGGAUCCUGAAUUGGGUCCUCGAGCUACAAAGGCCUUUAGGAGUGGGAGCUUCAAUAGAGUGGUGCAGGAUCUAACCGGUUUCUAUGUGAUACUUGAAGAGUUCUUCAUGGUGGAGAAUGUGCGGAAGGCGAUAAACAUUGACGAGCAUGUGCCUGAUAGUCUCACUACUUCAAUGGUGGAUGACGUGUUCUAUGUACUUCAGAGCUGUUGCAGGAGAGCUAUCUCCACUGGGAGUAGUAAUUCGGUCCUUGCCUUACUGAGUGGAGCGAUCAACCUUCUUACAAAUGAGUACGAGGAUGCUCUACAGCAAAAGUUGAGGGAGCCCAACUUAGGUUCCAAACUAUUAUUGGGCGGGUUUGGAGCGCAAAAGACAGGAACAGAGAUUGCUGCUGCUUUGAACAACUUGGAUAUCAGCGCAGAAUAUGUCUUGAAACUCCGUCAUGAAAUUGAAGAGCAGUGCGCAGAGGUAUUCCCUGCACCUGCUGACAGGGAGAAAGUUAAAUCCUGCUUGUCUGAGCUGGGAGAAAUAAGCAGCACCUACAAGAGAAUCCUAAGUUCCAGAUUGGAUCAGCUUAUGGCGAGCAUCUCGCCUCGCAUCCGUCCCGUUCUCGACUCAGUUGCAACUAUCAGCUACGAACUCUCGGAUGCUGAUUACGAGGAUAAUGAGAUGAAUGACCCAUGGGUUCAGAAGCUUCUCCAUGCAAUCGAGACUAAUAUAGCGUGGCUGCAACCAAUAAUGACCUCGAACAACUACGACUCGUUUCUUCAUCUAGUGAUCGAUUUCACCGUCAAGCGGCUCGAUGUGAUCAUGAUGCAGAAACGAUUCAGCCAGCUCGGUGGACUCCAGCUCGAUCGGGAAGUGCGAGCUCUGGUCAAUCAUUUCUCUGAGAUGUCGCAGAGGCCUGUGAGGGAUAAGUUUGCACGGCUCUCACAGAUGACAACUAUCUUAAACUUUGAAAGGGUUUCUGAGAUAUUGGAUUUCUGGGGAGAGAAUGCUGGGCACAUGACAUGGUUGCUUACACCUGCUGAUGUGAGGAGGGUUUUGGGUCUCAGAAUUGACUUCAAACCUGAAGCUAUUGCUGCUCUCAGGGUGGGGGGAAUAAUAUGAAGCAGAGAGCAAGCACUGUCAAGGUGCAUCAAACUAUUGAACUUAACGUCGAGGGAAGGCAUCAGCGGCAGCAGCCGAUUCCAUCAUCGAUAAUGACAGUGAUCAUGUAGAAGAGGCUGGAGGAUGAAAGCGAACGUGAAUGGAGGGAGAAUCUAAGACUUGAUAAAACUCAAAACUGAUGGCGGA